Leptosia nina is the source of this 6687-nucleotide messenger RNA. Lineage: Eukaryota; Metazoa; Arthropoda; Insecta; Lepidoptera; Pieridae. The record is from the annotation of a GenBank genome assembly.
AUGUCUUUUAUAACGAAACGAGAGAGAGUUUUUAAUGAGUGCGAUCUUUACGAUCUGCCGUCGAGAAACGAAGGGAAGCUUAAGGCUUACGCAUCGUGCACAGACGCAAGAGCAUGGUCCCAUUUUUGUACCGACAAAACUGAACACCUUGUGGACAUCAUUAAGAGGAACAAUGAAACCUGUAGACCGAAGUACAUACCCACAGAUGUCAUAGUCAACACCUUGAUGGUCACAAAGAAUGUUGAAAUAAGUCGACUGAAACGUAAGAUUGAAGAAUUUGAACAAAUGUUAGCUGCUUAUGAUCACCUUGAGCUAACAUACGACCAGAAAUGUGAUAUCGCUAAUGCUCAUGCUGCAAUAAGAGCUGCAAGUAAAGAACUGGAUGAGAUGUGCUUGGAUUUGGAUUUAUCUGGAUUCACCGAGGGUAUUGACUCGGAAAGAUUUGUGACUGGAAAAUCUAGAGGACAUGAGACAAUCAGAUCUAUAGCAGAUGAGUGGGAAUCUACAAAAGCGAAACAGGAAACAAAAAGCAAUCAAAUUGGACAAGGAGAAAUCUCGCAUACCCGUGAUGCGUCCACUUCGGCGUCAGAUACUCGAUUAGAUGACUUACAAGAAACGAUUAUAAGAAAAGACGCCAAGCUCAAUGCGAUGCAAAAUAAAAUAGCCAUAGCCGGUAAAGAUAUCCGUGGGUUAGGCGUGAAAGGAAAAAUUAUUUUCAAAAUGAAAGUGUUGGAAAAGUUUUGCCUAGCUCUUAUUGCACCAUGCUCCCAAGAAUAUGAGAAAGCACCUUCAGUACAAGAAUGCUCCUGUUAUCGUGCUGAAGUCAUUACAACGUAUGCCCUUACGUCGGCUGAAACUGAAACUAAAAUUAAUAUUGAUGAUAGAAGGGCACAACUUGUUGCGGACAUCAUUGACAAUGACGAGAUGAAAGAGAUUUUAAGCAAAGAUAACAUAAUUAUUGAGAAAAGUAAUCCUGAACAAGUUGGCGAGAAUUUACUUGACACAGAUGGUUCAGGACCUGAAAAUCUCAAUAGAUUGAAAAGUUUACAGGCAAAUUUUGAUGAACUGGUAAACUGUUAUGAGAAUUUAAAAUACGAAAAGGAUUGUCUAUUCAUUCGAUGUCAAAAGUAUGUUGAACUAGAGAAAGAGUGUGAGUGUAUGCAGGAUCGACUAAGAGAAUAUAAUCAGCUUUGGAGUGAAAAGGAAUAUUACCGAAAGCGUUCAGAAGAUUUAGAUAUAUUGAAAGAGCGUUAUUAUAUAUUAACUGAUGAAGCGACUAACGUUGAGGCUAAACUUAAAGCGGAGUGUGAAAUUAAUAAAAUAAAAUGUCAAAAUAUAAGCUAUUUACAAAAUGAAAAUGUCGCAUUAGAAAGGAAAUUGCAAGACGUGACUUUACUAUCUGAAAAAGAGAAAAAUUCACUGAAUUGUAAAUUAAAGGAAUAUGAAUGUAAGAUUAUGUGUCAAGAUCAGCAAAUAAAAAGUUUAUCACUUCAAAUUGAUAAAUUUAUUGAACAAGGGCAUGAAGAGAUUGAACAUGAAGGAACAUCUAAGUCGGUAGAAUUGUUAGAUGAAAUUGAAACUCAAAAGGAGCAAAUAAGGAAUCUAAGACAAGCUUUAAUGUGUAACGAAGAAGAGAAACAAGUUCUUCAAGAUAAUUUCGAGGAAAAGCUUCAAAUUAUCAAUGACUUGAAAGCUGCAAUUGAACAUUGGAAGGAAAAGUGUGACAAACUCCUUCAUUCUAAUAUUUGUCUAGAAGAAUAUGCAAGAGAUUAUCAAAAUCAAAUUGAAUAUCUGCAAGAUCGGAAUCAAUUAUUAUCAAAAGAGUUAGAAAAUAAAACCGAAGCAUUUGAAAGCUUAAAAGAAGCUAUGAAUUCAAAAUCAAAAGAAAUACACUGUUUAAAUAAUGAACUAGAGGCUAAGGAAAGGAAAAACAUACAACUUUCAGAAGAUAUAAAAAUAAAUCGGAAUAUGUAUACAAAAAGCAUAGAAUCAUUUAAAAAUGAAAAUGAGAUUGCAAUAAACACACUUAAAGCAAAACAACGAGAAAGCCGCGAAAUACUAGACAUAAUCCGACAGCAUUUACAAAAUGAAUCGGAACCAAACCUGAAUAGUUUUGUUGAAAGAACUGACUAUUCAGAACAUGAAGAAGAAAAGGAAAUCGAAAACUCUGGACUCGUAAACGAAAUAAAUAAUUUACAUAAUAUAAGUAUUCAUAGCCUUCAUACUUUGUUGGAUGAAAAUGUACAUUAUAAAGAAACUCUCGAUAUAUCUCGACAGAAAAGUGAAAAUCUAGAGAGAAAACUAAGUGACUUCCAAAAUCUGAAUCAGGCUUUCAAUGAACUCAAGAAUUCCUAUGAACUCCUUCGCUCUGAAAAACAUACACUCGAGGAAGAAUUAAAAUUGAAAAACUAUGAAUUGGAUGAUUUAAUCAAUUCAUUUCAAUUGACAAAAAAGGAAAGCGAAGAACUUAAUCAACGCCUCAAUGAAACCGAAGAUCUCAAAGAAAAUUUUGUAAAAAUUAAUGUUUUGUACCAAAAACUUGUUAAUGAGCGAAGCGUGUUACAAAAUGACCUAAAACACACUACAGUGGCACUGGAAAACACAAAACAAUACUUAGAUGAUUGUAAACAAAAUAAUGAACAAUUAAUAUUAGAAAAUCGUCGUUUAGUAGAUUUAGAAAGAAAAUUAAAUAGUUUAAAAGAAGAUUAUGAAAACGUAACUGUUGAAAAACAAGAACUGAUGAAUAAUAUUGCCAAUAAGAAUCAGGAAGUUAAUCAUGCGUAUUGUGAAUUAGAGAAUAAAACGUUAGAGAAUAAGAAUUUAUCGAACAAAAUAGAGGCCUUACAACAAAAAGAUAUUAAUGCGGAAAAUAGUAUUUCGAUUCUCAAGGAUGACAUCACGCUAGUUAGGAAAGAAAGUGAGGAAUUCAAAGAAAAAAUAAUGUUCCUGGAAAACAUACAAGCAGAAUUUAAUAAUUUGAAACUAACGCACCAAAACAUGUUAUUGGAGAAGGAAAAAAUUGAAUAUGAAUUUGAAGGUUUACAAAAACAUUUACAACAAAUUUCAGAAGACAACCGACAACUGACCCAACACAAGCUAGAUUUGUUAAGUCAAUUAGAAAACUUGGAAAAAGCUCUCAUAAAUGCACAAAAUGCGUUAAAGGAAAGCUCAAAAACACCCCAGGUUAUGUUAGAAGAAUUAAAAAUAGAAAUUGAUACCAUGAAAAAAGAGAAAAUUGUAAAUCAUAAAAAAAUCAGAGAACUGUUUGACAAAUUAGAUGAAUCGGAUGCACUAAUAUCUAAUUAUCAAGAAGAUAUAAUUAACAGAGAUAGCAAAAUUGCUACUUUGCAAAACUAUAUUAACAAAUUAGAAGAAGAAGUAGCUCGUCUUAAUGAAGAUAUGGCUCUAGCUGUUGACUCGAGCGAGCAAAUUUUGAAUAAUAGUCGUCAAAGAAUUGAUGAAUCAUUAAAAAUAUUGGAUGCCCAUCACUCUAAGGCAACUCAUAAUAUGAAAAUGGAAUUAACACAUUUGAAAAAUAAUAAUUUGUAUUUGGAAAAUAAGCUAUCAACAACAAAAAUUAAAUCAGAAGAACAUUCACAGGAGAAACAGAAGUUUAUAGAACAGUUAAAUGACCUGCAAAGCGAAAGACGCAUUAUUUUACAUAAUGUUAAAGAUUUGGAAGUCACUUGUUUUGAGAAUAGUAGUUUAAAUGAUGAUAGUUGUACAUUGGAUGAUAUUAUUACAUCAUUGAACAGAAUACGACAGUGUAUCGAAUUUAAACAUUCCAGAAGUACAUCUCUUGAACAAAAAUUGCUUACUGUACAAAACUCUUCUAGAUUACUUUUAAGUAAAGCUGAUGAGGCAAAACGGAUCGUAGAGAAUGAAAAACAAAAGAUCAUAGCUGAGAAAGAAGAAGCGGUAAAGGAACGUUUAAUUAUGGAAAAACAGUUAAAUGUUUUGGAAACGAGAUUACGAGAUCAGAUAUCAAAGGAUCAAGAUAUUAUUAAGGAUUUAGAUGCAAAAAUAUUAAAUCAAAAAUUGAUGUUCGAAAAGAUAGAUGAAGUUAGACAAGACUUUAUAACUAAAUUGCAAGAUGAAAUUAAAAAUCUUGAAGAGUUAUAUGAAAAUUCUCAUUCAAAGAUGAAAGAUUUACAAGAAAAGGCUUUUAAUUUGUCUGAAGAAAAUAGUAAAAAAGUUGAAGACGUCGAAAUCGUGACUAAGAACUUAGAGAAAAAAACAAAAGAAGUCGCCUAUCUUCGUAAAUGUGUUGAUGAUUUAAGAAAUAAACCCCAACAAAGUUCAGAAACACAAACGAUGACAUUUAAAAAAGGAGAUCAGACAUGUCAAACUGAUAUCUUGAAAAAAGUUGAUCAAGAAAUACAUAAUGUUGCUUUAAUAAAAAGUGAUAUAUCCAAAUUACCUGAUACUGAUCGUCAAUUUUUACGAGAAAUAAAAGAGCACAACGAAAAUAUUAAAAAUAAUGCUGAAUUACCCUUAACUUAUUCAAAUUUAGAUUUUAUCAAAAGAACAUAUCUAAAUUAUAAAAUUAAGCGUCUGAGUCCAACAAAAUUAGAACAAUGUACUAUAUCGGGCAACAACAGCGAAGAAAGUUCGGGUAAAAUUCAAGAAAUAGAACCGGUGCCAGAAACCAAAACAAAUGUUAUCAGUGAUAUUGGCAAUCAUCACAAAAUCAUUGACAUAUACAAUACACAUUCGAUAUUCACACAUAACACUGGAUUUAGCAGCAAGAGCCCAGGUGUAGAAUCUAUAGUUGACUUGUCUAAUGAUCACUUUGUAAAUGAAAACAGAAUUGAAGUUAAAAAACAGGAGAAAUCUAAAUCGAUUGAAUGCUCUGUUCACUCAACUGAUAAUGAUUUAUUUCUUAUAUACAAAGAUAGUGACUUAGAUAAUUCUGUAUCUAAUGCUAAAAAUUCAUGGCCUAACCAGCAUAACUCGAAUUUCAUUGUUGAAUCUAAGAACCUCCUGUUAGAAAAAGAUAAGUCGAGUAUAAAAAUAUUUAGUGGUGAUAUAGAACAAAAUUAUUCAGCUAGUAAUCAAGAAGAUGAUAGUGUUAAACCAAAACUAACGUUAAGUUUACCUAGAGUAGGUACAGAAAGCUUUUCGGGAAGGACUAAUUUAGAAAGUGAUAAUAAGUCAGUGGACUCUUGCACUGUGGCUAUUUACGCUUCUCCAGAGACGCAGUCAGAUAUAAACUUAACCGACUCUCAAAGUAACAUUGAAGAAAUUACUUACAAUUUACCAGAUAAUAUAAUUCUUAAUAAACGCGGUAAUCACAACAUUCAUCGUCAAAAGAGCGGAUUACCUACAGAAAAUGAUUUCGUAAAUAAAGAAUUUGAACCAAAUGAACACAAUAAUAACAUUUAUAAAAAGAAGAGAGAAAAGAAUUACAAGCAAAAAAAUGUAAAAACUUUAAAUAGUCUUAACGACGAAAUCAAUAUGAUAAAAGAAAAUUAUGAAGUCAUAAAAGGAAAUGAAUUGCCAAAAGACGUAUUUAUAGGGACCGACGUUACUAACAAAGAACAAGCUCCUCCUGAGCAAAGUGUGAUGGCUAAGCUCGAUAGCAGCCAAGAAUACGAAAAUAAAAUUAAAGAGCUAACUGUAGCGUUAGAUACCAUUGAAAAACAUUACAAAAUGAAAAUUGAAGCCGUAAAAGCUCAGUAUGACAAUAAUAUUAAAAAUAUAAUUAAUGAACAUAACCAAGGCGUUGAAAGCAUACAAAACUUACACGAAGAAACACUUCAAGAUGUGAUACGCAGUCAUGAAAAUGAAAUAGAGAAUUUGAGGACAAUGAGCAUAGAAGCGAUGCGUAAAGUCGAACUACUAGAAAGGGAAAAUAAUUUACUAAAAAUGAAAAUUGAAUACCAGAAUGAAACACGAGAGGAGCCGGUCAAAAUUACUGCGGACAGCAGAAAACGAAAGCACAGGAGAAGCGAAUCCAAAAUGUUAACUACUACAAAUAUAGAGGCUUUUAAUGUCAGACCCAAGCCUCGGUCCCACGGACCCUGUACUUGUACACUAGACACUAACCUUUCUGAUACUAUUCGGACAAUAUUUGAGAAAGUAGAUGACGAUCAAAGACGCAUGGGAGAGCAAGUCUAUACGAAAUACAUUGCUGAUAAAAUUGUUAAUGGCAAUGUUGACGCACUGGAUGUGCAAGAGUUGGCCUUCCUACAUCUUAAAGUAUGUCGCACUUGGAAGUGUAAGAUAAGUAAAGAAGAAGUCCUUCAAAAGCGCAUUGACUGCUUGGAAAGCGAAGUACUGAAUAAGCAACGGUUGACCAAGAAACAUUUAGCAGAUUUGGAUCGCAAAGUGGCAGAAGAGAGGCGAAGACUUGAAGAGGUCCGAGAAGCAGUUUGCAGGAAUACACCAGCUGAUUCUCGCGACAUCAGCCCGCAGUCACACCCUGCAGUGCCAGAAAAGGACGUCUGUAAAUGCUGUUCGACGUCGUGCAACCUCGAGUUGGUAGAGCAUCUGUCUGCUGGUGACUUAGCAGCGAGUCGUGCUUCCUCAACGUUGCGACCAAGGCGUAUGAAACAAGAGAGCAACAGGGCGGUGUCAGCUAAACUGGAUCUAACAGAACGCAAAGAAAAGAAACAUUACCACGAACACGAGCAUCCUAUCCGUUUGCGGCGUUCACACGACCGAACGAACAAACAUAAGAAGUGA